Messenger RNA from Penicillium bovifimosum, 1284 nucleotides. RefSeq names its product TFIIH complex kinase subunit CCL1. Lineage: Eukaryota; Fungi; Ascomycota; Eurotiomycetes; Eurotiales; Aspergillaceae. The coding region runs from base 1 to 1284 and encodes 427 amino acids. Gene Ontology annotation, biological process: regulation of transcription by RNA polymerase II; regulation of cyclin-dependent protein serine/threonine kinase activity. Gene Ontology annotation, cellular component: transcription factor TFIIK complex; nucleus. Gene Ontology annotation, molecular function: cyclin-dependent protein serine/threonine kinase regulator activity. The transcript is spliced from 2 exons. The record is from RefSeq and is a predicted model, not a curated record.
AUGAUUGAGGACGACAUAUACCGCGCCUCAUCCCAAUACCGGCUGUGGUCUUACACCGAAUCAUCUCUUCAAUCCCUACGAGCCACCACAAAUGCCGUUGCUAGCGAGCGUGUACGCGCCGCUUUGCGCAGAUCGCGCGAAACCCACCAGUCGACCGCAUCGUCGGCCGGAACACCACAAUCAGAAACCAGCGCGGAAAACAAAAUCAAAGAUGCGAAUGACAUCGAAUGCUUGACGCCGGAGGAGGAACUCGUUCUGGUGCGGUAUUACUGCGAGAAGACACUCGAGCUUGGGGAAACCUACAAGCCGCCAAUGCCAACAAUGGUCCGAGCAACCGCUAUCCAAUACCUCCGUCGCUUCUACUUGACCAAUUCACCCAUGACAUACCACCCGAAAUCCAUCAUGGCGUGUGCGCUCUUCGUCGCGACCAAAACCGAUAACUAUUAUAUGUCUCUCCGACAAUUUGCAGAAGGAAUCCCGGGCGAAACAACGGCAGAGGACGUCAUUGCACCCGAGUUCCUGCUCAUGCAAGGCCUCCGCUUCACCUUCGAUGUACGACAUCCGUUCCGUGGACUCGAAGGCGGCGUCAUGGAACUCCAAGCUAUCGCAGAAGGCCAAGGACAACCAGCUCCCCAUCUACCACACGAAACAGCAGAAGAUCUACAACAAGGAUUGCUGUCCAUCGCACCACCUCCCGUCCCCUCGUCAUCAAUGGCCGAUCGAAUCGCUCGAGCCCAUACCAAGACCCGCGAGCUGCUCAAAUCCGCCGCGCAAAUGACAGACGCCUACUUCCUGUACACACCGUCUCAGAUCUGGCUCUCCGCCUUCUUACUGGCAGAUCGUCCUCUAGCCGAGUUCCUGCUCGAUGUUAAACUCGGUGGACCCGUCACAGCCACCAUCCCUCCUCCGGAGAUCGACGAUAACGGUCUCGUGAACCCACUAUACGAGAUUCGGUCUAAACUGCACCGUGUGCUGUCUGAAUGCUCUGCUCUUCUCCAAUCCUACACACCUCUUUCCUCUGACCCCGUGCAAAUGAAGAACCUCAAGCGCAUUGCAAAGAAAUUGUAUCACUGCCAGAACCCGGAGAAAGUCAAUAUCUCUGCUGCUCGGAAACGGGAAUCGGCUCGACCGUCUCCUGCUAUCCAAAGUGAUGCGGGCCCAGUCACAUCCGAGAGUGAAAGCGAACGACUGGCGAAAAAGAGGAAGUUAGAGCAGGAAGAGGCGGCUCGCCAGAGUGACGAUGUCUUUGGUGGUGAGCUUGUUACUCAGAGGACUAAACACUGA